Molecule: messenger RNA, 3044 nt
Organism: Tupaia belangeri chinensis (Chinese tree shrew)
Lineage: Eukaryota; Metazoa; Chordata; Mammalia; Scandentia; Tupaiidae
Product: protocadherin beta-2
Exons: 3
Coding region: 1142-2566 (474 amino acids)
Biological process (GO): homophilic cell-cell adhesion
Cellular component (GO): plasma membrane
Molecular function (GO): calcium ion binding
Source: RefSeq, a predicted model, not a curated record
GCUCCAUAAUUGAGGUUUACUAUUUCUGCUAUCAUAAGUCAAUUUUUAAUCAGUUUUAUCUGAAAAUAAGAAAAGCCAUUGUAAAACAUUGAGUGUGCACGAAUGUGUUUUAAGUCUGAAGAUAAAAAGGUAAAACUAAGUCUUCUAUAGCAUCAUGUAGAAAUAAUCAAAUCAUAUUGACUGAAAGGCACUAAAUGUUUCGUGUCCUACUCACUAGAGUUUGUGUAUGUAUACCUUCAUGAGCAAGCAUCUAGCAAGUAGCUGGUUUCCCAAAGUGUCUAGUACAUAAUCCCUGUCCUCAAGUAGCUCACCUCUUGAAAAAAGGACAGAUUGGCAUAAAACCAGAAGCAAUCAUAUUUUCAGGGCAAUCACAGUUGUGUGCAUUAAGUCUUUGUGGAAGCACAGAGAUGGGACAGCCUCAAUGCUUGGUUCUGGAUUGCAGAGUGCUGAUUCUGUUUAGGAUUUUAAAGAAGUGUAAGAAACAAGUUUUGUUUAUUUUGGUCCUUCUUUGGUGCUCUUAUGCCUCACCUUUAAGGGAAAGCAAAAUGGAUUAUUUUGGUGGUCCCAGAGGACAACCAGGAGUUUUCCUUUGGUUCCUAAUAUUGCGUGGGGGUUUUGUCGGAGGUAAGAGACCUACAGCAGAGCUGCAUCUGGCAUAGGGAAAUGAACACAGCUCCUGCUAGAAACAUUUUUUUGUCAAGGGUUUAGUUUUUAAGUCUUCCCAGAAAUAAAUGAGAAUCUCAAACAUUUGAAUGGUUCUCUAGCUCCAGCUUAUGUUUGAAACAACAAACAAAAUGAAAGAAAACUUAAAAAUUUAAAUAAGUCACUCAAAGAAAGGUUUUAUGACUAUAUAUAGACACACCAGAAUUAGAUACUAUCAUUUGAGUCCGCCACACGGUGGCGCUGCAGGCUAAAGAGCUGGGAACAAAAUGAACACUGAUCAUUCCCGAAAUCAUUAAUACAAGAAAGGAAGGUGGGGACAGAUGGUCUGUGAAGAAAAGCUGUAGCGGUUCAAAUAUCCAAAUCCUUGGAUAAGGGAAAACAAUCUAGUUCCCUGCUCCUACACAGCUUAGUUCCGAGGUCUGACUUGCGUUUACGCUGGGUGCAGUGUUCCUGACUGACAUUGGCUGAAGGAGAAGCUAUGGAGGCCAGAGGGUUGCGCUUCUUGAGACCAAGGCAAGUCCUCUUUCUCUUUCUGUUCUGGGGAGUGUCCUUGGCAGAUUCUGGGUUUGGACAUUAUUGGGUAACAGAGGAAACAGAAAGGGGCUCCUUUGUGGUCAAUCUGGCAAAGGAUCUGGGACUAGGGCAGGAGGAGCUGGCUGCCAGGGGAGCCCGGGUGAUUUUUGAGGAUAGCAAACAACACUUGCUCCUGGAUUCCCAUACUGGGAAUUUGCUCACAAAUGAGAAGCUGGACCGGGAAAAGCUGUGCGGCCCCACAGAGCCCUGUAUGUUAUAUUUCCAAAUUUUGAUGGAUAACCCUUUUCAGAUCUACCGGGCUGAGUUGAGAGUGAGGGAUAUAAAUGAUCACUCACCAGUGUUUCGGAACAAAGAGAUGGUCUUAAAAAUAGUAGAAAAUACAAUGGAAGGAACAGCAUUUCGACUAGAAAGAGUGGUCCUGGACAUCAAUGACAAUGCCCCGCAGUUUGCCCAGGUGCUCUAUGAGACCCAGGUUCCAGAAGAUAGCCCAGAAGGAUCCCUUAUUGUUCAAGUCUCUGCAGGAGAUGUAGAUUCUGGAGUCAAUGGAGAAGUAUCCUAUUCAUUUUUUGAUGCUUCAGAAGAUAUUCGAACGACCUUUCAAAUCAGUCCGUCUUCUGGAGAAAUCAUUAUCAGAAAUUUGCUUGAUUAUGAGUUAAUAAAGUCUUACAAAAUAAAUAUACAGGCCAUCGAUGGUGGGGGCCUUUCUUCAAGGUGUACAGUUUUGGUGGAAGUUCUGGACACCAAUGACAAUGCCCCUGAACUGAUCAUGUCAUCACUUUCCAAAUACAUUGCUGAGAACUCUCCUGAGACUGUCCUGGCAGUUUUUAGGAUUAAAGACCCAGACUCUGGAGACAAUGGAAGAGUGAUGUGUUCCAUCCAGAACGACCUGCCCUUCGUCCUGAAACCUUCUGUGGAGAAAUUUUACACCUUAAUGUCGGAAGGACCUCUGGACAGAGAGAGCCAAGCCGAGUACAACAUCACCCACUCCUGGGCGCUGCCCGAGGCCGCCCCGGCGCAGGCGCAGGCCGACUCGCUCACCGUCUACCUGGUCAUCGCGCUGGCGGCGGUGUCGUCGCUCUUCCUGCUGUGUGUGCUGCUGUGCGUGGCGGCGCGGCUGUGCAGGAGGGCCAGGGCGGCCUCGCUGGGGGGCUGCUCGGUGCCCGAGGGCCCCUUCCCGGGCCACCUGCUGGACGUCAGCGGUACUGGGACCCUUUCUCAAAAUUAUCAGUAUGAAGUUUACCUAGCUGGAAGCUCUGAGAGGAGCGAGUUUAAGUUUCUUAAACCAAUACUGCCCAACUUUUUGGAUGAAGGGCCCAGUAGGGACCACGAGGCAAACGCCAACCUUGGGAAUCAUUUCGGAUUGAAUUAGGAAUCUAACUUUGACAACGUGAUAAACCAUAUUCUCUGCUCUAUCUACAAACCCUCAACCCUUUCAUUCACAUAAAGAACUUACGUAUGCACACAUUAGUAAUUAUUGUCAUAUUAAUUAGAUUCCCUGUUUGUAGUUGUUGGCCAACUUUAACAUUGCAUGUACCCACAAUGGCUGACAAAUUGUGUUGUUUAGGGUUGCUUUUUUUUUCUCUCGUUUUUUAGUUUUUUAGCUAGAUUUUUGGAAGUCACAGAUGUUUUCAGGUUACUGUUACUUGGGCUUGUUCAUUGAUAUUUGGUUAUGGUUAAGAGAAUUGUACUCCAAACUUUCUGAUUUUCAUUUUCAUUAAUCUAACUGUGGUAAAUAAUGCCAUUCAUUUUCAAAAUAAUUUUGUUUAUGCAAAUGUUUCAUCUUGUAAAUGGUUGCAAUUUUGUUGUGUUUUUUUCAAAAACACUCUGUCUUUCCUCAAACUAGCUAA